Anolis sagrei ordinatus is the source of this 10748-nucleotide messenger RNA. RefSeq names its product filamin C (gene FLNC). Gene Ontology annotation, biological process: actin cytoskeleton organization. Gene Ontology annotation, molecular function: actin filament binding. NCBI's taxonomy places the organism in Eukaryota, Metazoa, Chordata, Lepidosauria, Squamata, Anolidae. The record is from RefSeq and is a predicted model, not a curated record.
CCUCCUGGCCCUCGAAGGGACACUCUCCGGCGUGCGGCUCAGGGCGCAUCGCUCCCUCGCUCGGCUCCUCGCCUGCCUGCCUUCCUUCUCCAAGAGGAAAAGACAACCCAGGACCCCACUCGUGUUCCUGCCUGAUUUCCGCGUCUCUUUCGGGAAAUUUCUCACACCUUUGGAGCGCUUUCCCUUCGACCAGGAAACUUGCGAAAAGUGGGAGAGCUUGUUUUGUGCCUCUCUCUCUUCCUUCCUCGGGUGAGUUCCACUCCUGUGACUUCGCCAACUUCCCACGCAGGAUUUGGGCUGCUCUUGCCGGACAGCCCUCCCCUCAACGGGUCACUUCCAGCCCUCCACUUUCAGCAUCUUCUCAGCUGGGGAAACCCUUCGGACCGGUCACUUUCUCUCCUCGAAGCUGUCCCCUUUCAGGAUCUGAGCUGGUCACUUGUCUUUUGGACUGGUCAGUUUCUCUCCUCUGAGCUGAUCAACUUCAGUGUCUUCUGAGCUGGUGGAUUUCUGGUCAACUGAGUCUGAGUGGGUCAACCCAUCCAUCAGUUUCUCUUCUCUGGGAGUGGAGGGACUUCAGCCUCUUCUGAGCUGCUCAGUCCCCAUCCUCUGGCCGUGUCCAUUUGAGCCUCUUCUGAGCUGGUCACUUUCACUCAUCCUCUGGACUCCUUCCUUCCCACCACUCCUCUUCAGCCUCUCCUGAGCUGAUUGGUUUCAACCGUACUUUCCAUCUGUUGGGCAGGUUGAUUCCUUGUUUGGAUACAUUAUUGUCCAUCCUGUGAAUUGGUCGAUUUCAGCAUCUUCUGACCUGCUUGGUGUCUCUUCCUUGUCCACCUAGAUCCACCCACAACCAUGAACAGCAACAGCUACUACGACCAGUCCCCGGCGGCCUAUGGCUCGGGCGAGGAGCAGGACGAGAUGCCGGCCACCGAGAAGGACCUGGCCGAGGACGCGCCCUGGAAGAAGAUCCAGCAGAACACCUUCACCCGCUGGUGCAACGAGCACCUCAAGUGCGUCAACAAGCGCAUUGGUGACCUCCAGAAGGACCUGAGCGACGGGCUGAAGCUCAUUGGCCUCCUCGAGGUGCUGAGCCAGAAGAAGAUGUACCGCAAGUACCACGCCCGGCCCAACUUCCGCCAGAUGAAGCUGGAGAACGUCUCCGUGGCCCUUGAGUUCCUGGACCGGGAGCACAUCAAGCUGGUCUCCAUUGACAGCAAGGCCAUUGUGGAUGGCAACCUGAAGCUGAUCCUGGGCUUGAUCUGGACCCUGAUCCUGCACUACUCCAUCUCCAUGCCCAUGUGGGAAGACGAGGACGAGGAGGACGCCAAGAAGCAGACGCCCAAGCAGCGCCUCCUGGGCUGGAUCCAGAACAAGGUCCCCCAGCUGCCCAUCACCAACUUCAACCGCGACUGGCAGGAUGGCAAGGCCUUGGGCGCCUUGGUGGACAACUGCGCUCCAGGUUUGUGCCCUGAUUGGGAGACCUGGGACCCCAACCAGCCGGUGGAAAAUGCCCGGGAAGCCAUGCAACAAGCGGACGACUGGCUGGGAGUGCCACAGGUGAUUGCCCCAGAGGAGAUUGUGGACCCCAAUGUGGAUGAGCACUCGGUCAUGACCUACCUGUCUCAGUUCCCCAAAGCCAAGCUCAAGCCUGGAGCCCCCCUGCGCUCUAAGCAGCUCAACCCCAAGAAAGCCAAAGCCUACGGACCAGGUAUCGAACCGCACGGGAACACGGUGCUGAAACCAGCCCAUUUCACAGUGGAAACCAUUGAGGCCGGGCUGGGAGAGGUCCUGGUCUACAUCGAGGACCCAGAAGGACAUACUGAAGAGGCCAAAGUGGUCGCCAACAACGACAAGAACCGGACGUAUUCGGUGUCCUACAUCCCCAAAGUGGCCGGCUUGCACAAGGUGACGGUGCUCUUUGCCGGGCAGAAUAUCGACAAGAGUCCCUUCGAGGUCAAUGUGGGGAUGGCGCUGGGUGAUGCCAACAAGGUUACUGCCCGCGGUCCAGGCCUGGAGCCGGUGGGGAACGUGGCCAACAAGCCCACCUACUUCGACAUCUACACUGCAGGGGCCGGGGCCGGCGACGUCGGGGUGGUGAUCGUGGACCCGCAGGGCCGGCGCGACACGGUGGAGGUGGUCCUGGAGGACAAAGGGGACAACAUCUUCCGCUGCACCUACCGUCCCGUCCUGGAGGGUCCGCACACGAUUUACGUCACUUUCGCCGGCGCUCAGAUCCCCAAGAGCCCCUUCACCGUCAAUGUGGCAGAAGCUUGCAACCCCAACGCGUGCCGGGCCAUGGGACGGGGACUUCAGCCAAAGGGCGUGCGCGUGAAGGAGGUGGCUGACUUCAAGGUGUACACCAAGGGAGCCGGCACCGGAGAGCUCAAGGUGGUGGUCAAGGGACCAAAAGGCAUUGAGGAGCCAGUGAAGGUUCGGGACGUUGGCGACGGAGUGUUCGAAUGUGAUUACUACCCAGUCGUUCCCGGGAAAUACGUGGUGUCCAUUACGUGGGGUGGACAUGCCAUCCCAAGGAGUCCCUUCGAGGUGCAGGUCGGACCAGAAGCUGGACUGCAGAAGGUCAGGGCUUGGGGGCCUGGCUUGGAGACUGGCAUGGUGGGCAAGUCGGCCGACUUCGUGGUGGAAGCCAUCGGCACAGAAGUGGGCACCUUGGGCUUCUCCAUUGAGGGUCCGUCCCAGGCCAAAAUUGAAUGCGACGACAAGGGGGACGGCUCCUGUGACGUGCGAUACUGGCCCACGGAGCCGGGGGAGUAUGCUGUGCACGUGAUCUGUGAUGACGAAGACAUCAAGGACAGUCCCUUCAUUGCCCACAUCUUGCCAGCCACAAACGAGUACUUCCCAGAGAAGGUGAAAGCUUUCGGACCUGGUCUGGAACCGGUUGGCUGCAUUGUGAACAAACCGGCUGAAUUCACCAUCGAUGCCAGAGGAGCAGGGAAGGCAGAGCUCAAGAUCUACGCCCAGGAUGCAGAGGGCGUUGCUAUCAACAUCAAGGUGAAGAACAACGGGGACGGCACCUUCUCCUGUGUCUACGUCCCCACCAAGCCCAUCAAGCACACCAUCAUCAUCAGCUGGGGGGGCGUCAACAUCCCCAAGAGCCCCUUCCGGGUCAUGGUGGGUGAAGGGAGUUACCCAGACAAGGUCAAGGUAUACGGUCCUGGAGUCGAGAAGACAGGGUUGAAGGCCAACGAACCUACUUACUUUACGGUGGACUGCAGUGACGCUGGACAAGGGGACGUGAGCAUCGGCAUCAAGUGUGCGCCAGGCGUGGUGGGGCCCGUGGAGGCCGACAUCGAUUUCGACAUCAUCAAGAACGACAACGACACCUUCACGGUGAAAUACACCCCUCCAGGCCCCGGGCGGUACACCAUCAUGGUGCUCUUUGCCAACCAGGAGAUCCCCAUCAGCCCUUUCCACAUCAAGGUGGAUCCUUCCCACGAUGCCAGCAAAGUCAAGGCGGAGGGGCCGGGACUCAACCGGACAGGUGUGGAGGUGGGAAAGCCCACCCACUUCACUGUCUUCACCAAGGGGGCUGGCAAGGCCAAGCUGGACGUCCACUUUGCUGGAGCGGCCAAAGGAGAGGUGGUGCGUGACUUUGAGAUCAUCGACAACCACGACUACUCCUACACGGUCAAAUACACAGCUGUGCAACAGGGCAAUAUGGCCGUGACUGUGACCUAUGGAGGAGACCCCAUUCCUAAGAGUCCUUUCCCCGUAAACGUGGCUCCACCCCUCGACCUGAGCAAAGUCAAAGUGCAAGGACUCAACAACAAAGUGGACGUUGGCCGAGAUCAAGAGUUUACCAUCAACACCAAGGGGGCUGGGGGUCAAGGCCAGGUGGACGUGAAGAUCAGCUCUCCCUCCCGUCGGCCCAUUCCCUGCAAAGUGGAGACGGGCACCAGCAACGACCUCCACUCCGUGAAGUACAUGCCACCCGAGGAGGGGCCCUACAAAGUGGACAUCACGUAUGAUGGGCAUCCUGUCCCGGGCAGCCCCUUCGCGGUGGAUGCCGUCAUGCCUCCAGACCCAUCCAAGGUCUGUGCCUAUGGCCCGGGACUGAAGGGUGGCUUUGUGGGCAAGCCAGCCCCAUUCACCAUCGACACCAAGGGGGCCGGCACGGGUGGCUUGGGCCUGACGGUGGAGGGCCCCUGCGAGGCCAAGAUAGAAUGCCAGGACAACGGGGACGGCUCCUGCUCGGUCUCGUACUUGCCCACUGAGCCCGGGGAGUACGCCAUCAACAUCCUCUUUGCCGACGCUCACAUCCCCGGCUCCCCCUUCAAGGCGGACAUUAAGCCCGUCUUCGACCCCUCCAAGGUGACGGCCAGCGGGCCAGGGCUGGAGCACGGCAAGGUGGGCGAGGUGGCCACUUUCAUGGUGGACUGCUCCAAGGCGGGCGAUGCCGAGCUCACCAUUGAGAUCAUUUCGGAUUCGGGGGUCAAAGCGGAGGUGCUGAUCCAGAACAAUAGUGACGGGACCUACAGCAUCACCUAUAUCCCCUCCUUCCCGGGAACCUAUACCAUCACCAUUAAAUAUGGCGGGCAUGCCGUGCCCAAGUUCCCUGCGCGGGUCAAUGUGGAUCCGGCCGUGGACACAAGCAACGUUAAGGUUUUUGGACCUGGAGUGGAACCACGGGGUGUCCUGCGUGAAGUGACCACCGAGUUCACAGUGGAUGCCCGUUCCCUGACCAAGACCGGAGGCAACCAUAUCAAGGUGCGCGUCAUCAACCCCUCAGGCGCCAAGACGGACGCCUACAUCACCGACAAUGGGGAUGGUACCUUCCGUGUCCAGUACACACCUUUCGAAGAUGGUGUGCACCUGGUGGAAGUGACCUAUGAUGAUGUGCCGGUGCCCAAGAGCCCCUUCCGAGUGGGGGUCACGGAGGGCUGUGACCCCAGCCGCGUCCGUGCUUACGGCCCUGGCCUGGAGGGAGGACUGGUCAACAAAUCCAACCGCUUCACUGUGGAGACCAGGGGAGCAGGGACCGGCGGCCUUGGGCUGGCCAUUGAAGGGCCGUCCGAAGCCAAAAUGUCCUGCAAAGACAACAAAGAUGGCAGCUGCAGUGUGGAGUACAUCCCGUUCACACCUGGAGACUAUGACGUCAACAUCACUUUUGGAGGACACCCCAUCCCUGGAAGCCCAUUCCGUGUUCCUGUCAAGGAUGUGGUGGACCCCAGCAAGGUCAAGUGUUCGGGCCCUGGGUUGGGAGCCGGCGUCCGUGCCCGCGUCCCCCAGACCUUCACUGUGGACUGCAGCAAGGCUGGCCUGGCACCCCUGGAGGUCAAGGUCCUGGGACCCACAGGGGUCGCUGAACCAGUGGAGGUCCGCAACAACGGGGAUGGCACCCACACGGUGAACUACGCUCCAGCCACGGAUGGGCCGUACACUGUCUCCGUCAAAUACGCCGGUCAAGAAGUGCCCCGCAGCCCAUUCAAGAUCAAGGUCCUUCCGGCCCACGAUGCCAGCAAAGUGCGAGCCAGUGGACCUGGUCUCAAUGCGUCCGGCAUCCCAGCUAGUUUGCCUGUUGAGUUCACCAUCGAUGCCCGCGAUGCUGGCGAGGGAUUGCUCACUGUCCAAAUACUGGACCCAGAAGGCAAACCCAAGAAAGCCAAUAUCCGGGACAAUGGAGACGGGACCUACACCGUGUCCUACGUCCCGGACAUGACGGGGCGCUACACCAUUACCAUCAAGUACGGCGGAGAUGAAAUCCCCUACUCGCCCUUCCGGAUCCAUGCGCUGCCUGCCGGGGAUGCCAGCAAGUGCCUGGUCACAGUGUCCAUCGGAGGCCAUGGGUUGGGCACUUGCUUGGGACCCACCAUCCAGAUUGGAGAGGAGACGGUCAUCACAGUGGACGCCAAGGCGGCCGGGAAGGGGAAAGUGACCUGCAAGGUCUCCACGCCAGACGGGGCCGAGCUGGACGUCGACGUGGUGGAGAACCACGACGGCACCUUCGACAUCUACUACACUGCUCCGGAGCCUGGCAAAUACGUCAUCACCAUCCGCUUCGGGGGUGAACAGAUCCCCAACAGCCCCUUCCAUGUCGUGGCCUGUGACCCCAUGCCCCACGUCGAGGAGCCCUGUGAGUCCAUGCCGCUCCAGCAGCCCUUCCCAGCGCAUCAUGCGGGCGGAUACCCCUCACACUGGGCCACAGAUGAGCCCGUCGCCCCUCCAGAGAACGUGGACUCCAUGCUGCGCCCCUUCAACCUUGUCAUCCCCUUCGCCGUGCAAAAGGGGGAGAUCACAGGCGAGGUGAGGAUGCCUUCAGGGAAGACGGCCCGGCCUCAUAUCACCGACAAUAAGGACGGCACCGUGACGGUCAAGUAUGCGCCCGUGGAGAAGGGGCUACAUGAGAUGGACAUCAAAUACGAUGGGAACCACAUUCCAGGGAGCCCUCUCCAGUUCUAUGUGGAUGCCAUCAACGCCCGCCACGUGAGUGCUUACGGGCCGGGGCUGAGCCAUGGCAUGGUCAACAAGCCCGCCACAUUCACCAUUGUCACCAAAGAUGCCGGAGAAGGAGGUCUCUCCUUGGCGGUGGAAGGCCCAUCCAAGGCUGAAAUUACCUGCAAGGACAACAAAGAUGGCACCUGCACCGUCUCCUACCUGCCCACCGCCCCUGGGGAUUACAACAUCAUUGUGCGCUUUGACGACAAGCACAUCCCCGGUAGCCCCUUCACCGCCAAGAUUACAGGCGAUGACUCCAUGCGCACCUCCCAGCUCAAUGUGGGCACCUCCACCGACGUCUCCCUGAAGAUCACCGAGAGCGACCUUAGCCUGCUGACGGCCAGCAUCCGGGCGCCGUCCGGCAACGAAGAGCCCUGCUUGCUCAAGCGGCUGCCCAACCGGCAUAUCGGGAUCUCCUUCACCCCCAAGGAAGUCGGGGAGCACGUGGUCAGCGUGAAGAAGGGCGGCAAGCAUGUGACCAACAGCCCCUUCAAGAUCAUGGUGGGCCAGUCGGAGAUUGGCGACGCCAGCAAGGUCAAGGUCUCCGGCAAAGGCCUGGUGGAAGGACACACCUUCGAGGUGUCUGAGUUUAUCGUCGACACUCGCACCGCAGGUUACGGCGGUCUGGGUCUCUCAAUCGAAGGCCCCAGCAAAGUGGACAUCAACUGCGAGGACAUGGAAGACGGCACUUGCAAAGUUACUUAUUGCCCCACGGAACCCGGGAAUUACAUCAUCAACAUUAAAUUUGCAGAGAAACAUGUGCCAGGGAGCCCUUUCACCGUGAAGGUGACCGGCGAAGGGCGCAUGAAGGAGAGCAUCACCCGCCGGCGUCAGGCUCCAUCCAUUGCCACCAUCGGCAGCACUUGCGACCUGAACCUCAAGAUCCCAGGCAACUGGUUCCAGAUGGUCUCUGCGCAGGAGCGCCUGACGCGCACCUUUACGCGCAGCAGCCACACUUAUACGCGCACCGAGCGGACGGAGAUCAGCAAGACACGGGGCGGCGAGACCAAGCGUGAGGUGCGGGUGGAGGAGUCCACGCAAGUUGGCGGGGACCCCUUCCACAACGUCUUCGGAGACUUCCUGGGCCGCGAGAGCCUUGGCUCCUUCGGCAGCAUCGCCCGGACCCAGGAGGGUGAGGCUGGCUUGCAAGCCAUGACUGCCCAGGUGACCAGUCCGUCAGGGAAGAUGGCGGAGGCGGAGAUCAUUGAGGGCGAGGACAGCGCCUACUCGGUCCGCUUUGUGCCGCAGGAGAUGGGGCCCCACACCGUCAACGUCAAGUACCGCGGGCAACACGUUCCUGGGAGCCCCUUCCAGUUCACGGUGGGGCCCUUGGGAGAAGGGGGCGCCCACAAGGUGCGAGCCGGGGGUCCUGGCCUGGAGAGGGGCGUGGCAGGUGUGCCAGCCGAAUUCAGCAUAUGGACCCGGGAGGCUGGUGCCGGAGGUCUUUCCAUUGCGGUGGAGGGUCCCAGCAAGGCAGAGAUCGCUUUUGAGGACAGGAAAGAUGGCUCUUGCGGAGUCUCCUACAUUGUCCAGGAACCAGGUGACUAUGAGGUCUCCAUCAAAUUCAAUGACGAGAACAUCCCCGACAGCCCAUUCGUGAUCCCCGUGGCUUCCCAUUCAGACGAUGCCCGGCGCCUCACGGUCACAAGCCUCCAGGAAACGGGCCUGAAGGUCAACCAGCCGGCCUCCUUUGCGGUGCAGCUCAAUGGGGCGAGAGGGGUGAUCGAUGCCAAGGUCCACACUCCUUCUGGAGUAGUGGAAGAGUGCUACGUCUCCGAACUGGACAGCGACAAGUACGCCAUCCGCUUCAUCCCCCACGAGAACGGCGUCCACUCCAUCGAUGUCCGGUUCAAUGGCCGCCACGUUCCCGGCAGCCCCUUCAACAUCCGCGUGGGCGAACAGAGCCAGGCGGGAGACCCGGGGCUCGUCACUGCUUACGGUCCAGGGCUGGAGGGAGGAACCACAGGUGUCUCCUCCGAGUUCUUUGUCAAGACCCGCAACGCUGGCUCCGGGGCCCUCUCCGUCACCAUUGAUGGUCCCUCCAAGGUGCAGAUGGACUGCCAGGAGUGUCCCGAGGGCCACAAGGUCACCUACAUGCCCAUGGCGCCUGGAAGCUACCUCAUCUCCAUCAAAUAUGGGGGACCCCAGCACAUCGUGGGCAGCCCCUUCAAGGCCAAGGUCACAGGGCCCCGCCUCUCUGGGGGGCACAGUCUCCAUGAGACGUCAACGGUGCUGGUGGAGACCGUCACCAAAGCCUCCUCCUCGGUGGGUGGGAGCUACAGCGCCCUGCCCAAGUUCUCCUCCGAUGCCAGCAAAGUGGUGGCCCGGGGACCUGGGCUGACCAAGGCCUUCGUGGGCCAGAAGAACACCUUCACCGUGGACUGCAGCAAGGCUGGCACCAACAUGCUGAUGGUGGGCGUCCACGGCCCCAAGACGCCUUGCGAGGAGGUCUACGUCAAGCACAUGGGCAACCGGGUCUACAACGUCACCUACACCGUUAAGGAGAAGGGGGACUACGUCCUCAUCGUUAAGUGGGGGGACGAAGGUGUACCUGGCAGCCCCUACCAAGUCAACGUGCCCUAAAAGGGGUCUGGCCCGGUGCCAUUUCCCCCACGGCCCCUGCCCCACAUUUCCAUGCCAAGGACCAGCAUGGCCGGACAUCUCGGAGGUCCCCUUGGGGCGGGGCCGACACCACGACGGACCUUGGGACAAUAUUGGGUUGCCUGUUUGGACUUUGCCUUUUGACUCUUUGGCCCGGCGGAGGGCUUGGGGUGGGGCGGGGAGGGCAAGGUGUGCACCGUUUUAGCGGGAAAAUGCAAGUGGGCAGGUGACUGAUCAUGGCGGCAGAGUCAAAGAAUGAUGUCACUAGGAGAAGGAGUGAGGUCAGAGUUUUGUCAAAGUGGGGAGUCGUCACUGUGGGAUGCCCCAUGGCAAUGGAAUUGUGGAAGACCAGGCAAUGGGACCUAUCUACACCAUUCUUGGCCACCUCGGGAUCGGGUCAUUGAUGUAGUUGGACAAUUUGGAAGUGAGAAGAUGAUUUGGAGCUCAAAGCAAAUUGAUGUAUGGAUAGCAGGGAUGUGGAGAGACUUUCCAAGGACCAGGUUGGCAAUUCAACAAAAGGGUCAGCUCUGCUCCCAUUUUGUGAGAUGGGUUGGAUGGAUGUGGAAGCAUGUGGAGAACAAAACUAUAUUGUGAAACAUCACGUUAAUACUUAUUUGCACUGUUCUUGGCCACCUUGAAGUUGGGUCCUCAGUAUGUUUGGACAAUUUGGAAGUUGUUGUUGUUCAUUCGUUCAGUCGUUUCCGACUCUUCGUGACUUCAUGGACCAGUCCACGCCAGAGCUCCCUGUCGGUCGUCACCACCCCCAGCUCCUUCAAGGUCAAUCCAGUCACUUCAAGGACUGGAUUGACCUUGAACUUCAAUUUGGAAGUGGAAGAUGAUUUGGAGCACGAAGCAACCAAAGUGUGGUGAGAAGGGGUGUGGAGAGACUUCUGCAAGGACUGGGUAGAGAGGUCAGUUGUGCCCCUAUCUGCUGAGAGCCAUCCAGCCCAAAACCCCUAUUUUGCCAUGCAGGAAAACACAAUCAAAGCAUUCCCCACAGAUGGCCAUCCAGCCUCUGCUUAAAAACCUCCAGAGAGAGAAUAGUUCUGACUUGUCAGAAAGUUCUUCCCAAUGUUUAGGCGAAAUCUCUCUUCCUGCAAUCUGAAUCCAUUGCUCCAUUGUCUUCUAGUCACUAGGACUGGAUGCAGAAUCAUGCAAGGAUUGAGCAAAACUGCUAUUUAGAGCUCAAGUCUUCCAGAGGACAACAAUUGCGUCCACUGGCCUUAAAUAACCAGGAUGUUCUUCAUCUCUGUUGACUUCCACAAUUGAAUUCUAUUGACUUCCAUAAGAAUCUAGGCCAACAGGAAUUGGAUUGGAAAGUUCAGUGAGAGAUGCCACCAACUUGCCCCUUCCUUCUGCCCCAUCUCACAAACUGGUCAAUUGCUGCCGUGACAGAGGGAUACUUGAACCAAAGAGAUUCAUCAUUUGCCUGGUUUGGGGAUAUUUUUUAAGAAAAGGAAGCAUUUGAAGAAAGGGAAAGAAUUUAAUAAAAAAAUAUAUUGGGGAAAGGGAGUCAGGCCCUUUGGCCUGUGUGUCGGUCAAGGAUGUUUCCAGCCAAGUUCUUCUCUUGGGGUUGGUUUGGGUUUGGGACUUUUUUAUCCAUGUGUUUGGGGUUGCGUGUGUUAUCCAUGUGUUUGGGGUUGGAGCACCCAGCCGAACCUGCCCACAAGCAAUAAAGAUGACUUGCUUUUAAAAAA